AUGCGGGCUAUUGAUCUUACGAAUCAUCAAUAUGGUCUGUCCGAACUUCAGCGACUGGACGUCUGGGCUGUGGCCACAAUAACACUUCUCGCCUUUCAGUGGACCUUCCUGGCUUUGCGCUGCCAGACCUCAGCAUCCCAAACUCCUGCGUCCAUCGCCGCUGAUGUUCUGACUCCCGUCGCCACGCUUGCCGUCUUGCUUCUGUCUGUCCUAAACCAUCAAAGAUCGCCUCGACCCUCGACCCUCAUCAGCCUUUAUCUCUCGGCAUCCAUCAUACUUGGAAUUGCCCGUGUCCGUACACUGUGGCUUAUCUCUGUACGCGGCCCUUUGCCAGCCAUCGCCACAGUCGUGUUGGUUUUCACACUGGUGGUGCUCGUGCUAGAAUCUAUCGAGGCGAAGAAGAGACUUGCCGCGCCUGGUGCCCCUCCCGACGGCAAACAUGCAACUCCCGAGCAGAGCAGCGGGUUCUGGUCGAGGACUUGCUUUGCGUGGUUGGCGACAACUUUCUACUUGGGGUAUUCCAAAGUUAUAUCCCUCAACGACUUACCAGGGCUCGAUUCGAAUAUGGAGAGUCGCGUUCUUCACCAAAGUCUGGUUGUUGCGUGGGACAAACACGACCACCAAAGUCGCCAUAGUCUCCUUAAAGCUUGCUUCAGGGCGUAUCUUUUGCCCUUCCUGGCUCCUGUUAUUCCCCGGCUCUGCCUCACAGUCUUUACAUUCGCGCAACCAUUCCUCAUAAAAUCGACCGUAACUUUUGUGAGUAACGGUAACCCAGACGUCAGCUACGGCAGAGGCCUUAUUGGGGCCUGGGCUUUGGUGUACCUGGGCAUCGCGAUUAGCAACUCGGUUUACCAGUACCAUAACCUUCGCUUUACAACUAGGCUUCGGGGAGGGUUAAUCGCGCUUGUCUACCAACAAGCUGUCUACACAAGAGACGUCGAUACUGGGGAUAUCACGGCAGUAGCCCUGAUGGGGACAGAUGUUGAACGUAUCUUUGGCGCCAUGUCUAUGUUUCAUACGACGUGGGGUUCGCUACUUGAUAUUGCUGUUGCGAGCUGGCUUCUAGGACUGCAGCUGUCCCUCGCCUGCCUAGCCCCGAUAGUCCUUGUAUUGGUCUUCAUCGCUAUAAUGUCCAAGAUCUCUGUUGCCAGCAGAACAGCUCAGAUGCGGUGGAUCGAGAAGAUCCAGGAACGUCUUCGUGUCACAACGACAGUGCUUGGUGAGAUGAAGGCUGCAAAGAUGCUCGGGCUUACAGAUGUUAUGUCGACAAUGAUUCAGAGACUGCGGACUGACGAGAUCAACACCUCAAAGUCUUUUCGGAAGCUGCUUGUGGCCACUCUGUUGCUCUCGCUCACCCCCAUUAAUCUUGCUCCUAUUGUUACCUUUGCCGUCUAUGUCAUUAUCUCAGUCUUCUGGAAGAACGAAUCUCUUUUACCCGCCCAGGCCUUUGCUUCCAUCGCAUUGAUUGGACUCUUGACCACGCCCGUUGUCAUGUUCAUACAGCUACUGCCAAUGAUUGUCCAGUCGUUUGCAUGCUUCGACCGCAUCCAAGACUUUUGCACCUACGGUCCCCGACCGGCAACUCUCGAUAGCCAGAGUAGCACCUUCACCUCGCCGUCUCCAACCGAUAUUCAUCUCGUUCCAUUGACAAACGAGGGCGAUAGCAAGUUUGCGGACUCACCACAGCGGUUUGCCGUCUCCUUCAGAGGGGAUAGCUUUGGAUGGAAGAAAGAUCAGGCUGUGCUUCACGACCUUACCGUUGACAUCCCUCAAAACGCGGUGACUGUUGUUAUCGGUCCCGUGGGAAGCGGCAAAUCAUCCUUCCUUCGCGCAAUACUGGGCGAGUUGAUACCCAUGUCUCCUCUUAUUGCCGGUCCAGCCGUUGGAAACCCUCCUGACAAAGGUGGUGUGGCAUAUUGCUCACAGAGCCCAUGGCUUGAGAACGGAACUGUUCGGCAAAACGUACUCGGCGUUUCACUCUACGACCCGAAGUGGUACAAUGCCGUUAUCUCAGCCUGCGGUCUCGAAAUCGAUUUACAAGCAUUGCAGAAGGGAGACUACACACACGUUGGUAGCAACGGUGUCAAUCUAAGCGGCGGCCAGAAGCAACGCAUCGCUCUUGCUCGAGCCGUCUACUCGAGGCAGAAGAUCGUUGUCCUUGACGAUGUUUUCAGUGGCAUGGAUGCCCACACGGCUAAGCAUGUCUCGACCUGUCUGCUUGGCACUGAUGGUCUCCUGCGAAGGCAACGCGCAGCGAUCGUCAUCGCAACGCAUAGUCAUGAACUAAUGGCCCUCGCCGACUUCAUCAUCAGCCUCGAUGAUGGCAGGAUUCAAGAACUCGGCAACCCCGCAGUUCUCGUGCGAGGUCAAGGCUAUACGAGCAAGCUAGGGCUGAAGUUGUCAUCUGAAAGUGUGAAUGCACAGGCGUCUGAUGAUUCUGUGACUCCCAUUGGGCAGAUAGCCACGCCAACCAACGAGAACGAGAACCACCAAGAACAAAGGCCUCAUACUGAUAUCCGACGCAAGAAUGGGGAGAAGGCAGUCUACACAUACUACUUGAAGAAUGCCGGCUGGAAGGCAGUGACCCUCUACUCAUUUUCAGUCGUCAUGUGGAUCUUCUUCUCAGAGUUCUCUACCGUUUGGGUCAAGUGGUGGUCGGAAGCCAAUUCCGCCAAGGCUAACACGAGUGUGGGGUAUUAUUUGGGCAUGUACGCCGUGUUUGGUGUCCUUGGCACUCUGGGAGCUUCUUUGGCUGCCUGGUUUGCAUUCCUCGACAUCAUCACCAAUACGGCUCUCAAGCUGCACUCGGACCUUCUCAAGACUACCUUGGCAGCAUCCUUCCGUUUUCUGACCACAACCGACAAUGGCGAGAUUCUUAAUAGGUUCAGUGAAGACAUGCAGCUUCUGGACAUGGAUCUGCCGUCCAACCUGGUGAACUACACUUCCACGGCCAUAUCCGUCUUGGCUAAGCUCGUUAUUCUCGCCGUCUUCUCCCAAUUUCUCGGCAUUGCCCUCCCUUUCAUCGCCACCGUCGUCUAUUUUCUGCAACGCUUCUACCUUCAGACGUCUCGCCAGAUUCGUCUUCUGGGGAUCGAAGCCAAGGCGCCCCUCUACACCUGCUUCUCUGAAUCCGUGGCUGGAAGUGUGACUAUUCGUGCUUUUGGGUGGCAAACCCAGUACCAGGAACGUAACUAUCACCGCAUUGACUUGUCCCAAAAACCAAGCUAUGUUCAAAGCUGUAUUCAAGCGUGGCUUACGGUUGUUCUUAACCUAGUUGUGGCUGUGCUUGCUAUCGUCCUCGUGGGUGUAGUCGUCACUUGGUAUGAUAAAUUUAGUGCUGGAAGCGUUGGUGUCAGUCUUGUUAUGGUCAUUGGAUUCAGUGAGGUAUUAGCGCGCCUGAUCCAGAGUUGGACCAAGCUUGAGUCUAGUGUGGGGGCUGUUGCAAGAGUUAGACGGUUCGUAGCAGAGCAGCGCUGCUAA
Colletotrichum siamense is the source of this 3480-nucleotide messenger RNA. RefSeq names its product ABC transporter atnG (gene atnG-11). Gene Ontology annotation, cellular component: membrane. The record is from RefSeq and is a predicted model, not a curated record. Gene Ontology annotation, molecular function: ATP hydrolysis activity; ATP binding; ABC-type transporter activity. Gene Ontology annotation, biological process: transmembrane transport. NCBI's taxonomy places the organism in Eukaryota, Fungi, Ascomycota, Sordariomycetes, Glomerellales, Glomerellaceae. The transcript is spliced from 11 exons. The coding region runs from base 1 to 3480 and encodes 1159 amino acids.